Vanrija pseudolonga is the source of this 1635-nucleotide messenger RNA. RefSeq lists its product as uncharacterized. Bases 389 to 1102 code for a protein of 237 amino acids. The record is from RefSeq and is a predicted model, not a curated record. The transcript is spliced from 2 exons. NCBI's taxonomy places the organism in Eukaryota, Fungi, Basidiomycota, Tremellomycetes, Trichosporonales, Trichosporonaceae.
CCCCAUAUAUAUUUCUUGACUGGCGCUAACACGUCGACCCCGCUCUCCUCUUACGUCCCCCCAGCUUAAACAAUCACUACUACUACCCCCACAGCAAACAGCAACAAGACACCCACACACAUCGCACACACCACACUCACCACCACCCACACGCUCUUCUGCCCCAGCCCCAUCGCGCAGGGCAACUGGUAGCCUACCACCCACCCACCCACACGCGCCAGCCAGAUCCCAAAGUUUCCCGUGACAACGGCCUUGUAGCCGGCGCCUUCCCCCUCAUCACAAGACUACCAAGCUACCCACCUCGUGACCUCGGCCGGAUCCCGCGUCCAUCGCACCCACCACCUCUCGAACGCUUCACACCAGCCUACACGUACCCAACCACACCAUAAUGCCCUCGCAGCCCAUCCCCAUCAACACGCACACUGACGGCCCGACUGUCAACGCGUCCGGCACACCCCAGACGCCGUUUGCUGGCGGCGCCGUCGGCCUGGGCUCGUCGGCCCCCGGCUCCAUCUUUGCAAAGUGGUCGGCCUUCUCGACCGUCAAGUCGCCCACUACCGGUGGCGGUAACUCGCCGCCCAGGGCGAUGCCGGCCAUCUCGCCACUCGACGACGACAACGACGACAUUGGCGACCUCAACGACCUCAAGAGUCGCGGCUGGGCCGCUGCUGCCGCUGCGCGCGGCCAGAGACGCGCCGUCUCGCUCUCCAUGUCGCCUGGGAGCUCGCUCCUUUCGGGCAACUACUCGAUAACGAGCACCACCAACAGCAGCACGGGCUCGUCGCCGCCCACGAGCUUUGGCAACCCGCUCAUGAACGACAAGAUGGCCCGUGGCGAGGGCGUUCUCCGUCGCCUCUCGAUGGGUGGCGGCUUUGGCAGGCCGACGGUUCCGCCGCCCGUGCCCGAGCCCCCAAGCUCGACGCCGAUCGCCUCGCUUCCGCAGCAGCAGCCUACUCUCGCCGCCCACCCGCCGCCGCAGGCUGAGGUUGCUCGCGCCAACACUGUUGGUGGCGGUCGCCGCCGCUUUUCCGAGUCGGCCGGACGCCGCCGCCCGGUCAGCCCCAUGGGCGAGCGUAUCCUCCGCGACCAGGUGCACUUCUAAGCGCCGCGCUCAAGGACCAAGAAACGACGCAACGCCGUCAACAAGUACCCCCACCACCUCCGCCUAAUCCUGUCUCCCGAUCCUUGUCAUCAAUCACAACACACGCACUACAAUCCAUCCAUCGAUCCGCAAACGCAGCCAGGAAGCUGCCCGGGCCACGACGGGCCCCAGAAAGAAAGCCGGCUCUGAGCAAAAUGUAAGCUGCAGACGCCAAUCAGAAGUCAACCACAACCACAACAACAACAACGACAACGACCCACACAACACACAAUGUAAUCCCCACCCAAUCAACCAACUACCCCCAUGCCAAAGCGCCAGCGCCACGGACAAGGCGCGUUGUAAGCGGCCCGCUCGAUCGGGUCCUCUCUUUCAGUUUCGUUUCCCGCCUGGCCAGACCAGCCGGAGGAGGAGGGUUUGUUUUCGGUUUGUUCGAGGAGGCGUAGGAGCGUAGUAGCAGCAGUAGUAGUCUUCGAUUCGAGUAGUUUUUGUUUUUGUAAGGAGCGCGUUUUGGUGUAUGCAUCAUGUGGAGGCGA